Messenger RNA from Aspergillus tanneri, 294 nucleotides. RefSeq lists its product as uncharacterized. Lineage: Eukaryota; Fungi; Ascomycota; Eurotiomycetes; Eurotiales; Aspergillaceae. The transcript has 2 exons. The record is from RefSeq and is a predicted model, not a curated record. Bases 1 to 294 code for a protein of 97 amino acids.
AUGUUCUCAGAUAUACCCACUCCUACUUACAAUCAAACGGCUUUCCGCAGCCAAGGAGAGCCUCCAGACGAAUUCAAUGCGCAACAUGACACCGGACUCACCUCCAUCCAGCAAAGCUACGAACAAUCCUUUAACAAUGCUGAAUAUCCUAAUAACGAUGAAACGAACUCUCCUUCCAUGAAUCAAAUGCUCACGCCCUCCACUGAAUCUCCACGCUCUGUCAAGGCGAAAAGACGAGAAAGCUCGAUGUUUCUCAUGGAGCUAAACCAACAAGCUGCACACAAUCGUGCAUGA